Molecule: messenger RNA, 11029 nt
Organism: Micropterus dolomieu (smallmouth bass)
Lineage: Eukaryota; Metazoa; Chordata; Actinopteri; Centrarchiformes; Centrarchidae
Gene: adcy9a
Product: adenylate cyclase 9
Exons: 11
Coding region: 2181-6647 (1488 amino acids)
Biological process (GO): intracellular signal transduction; cyclic nucleotide biosynthetic process; adenylate cyclase-activating G protein-coupled receptor signaling pathway
Molecular function (GO): adenylate cyclase activity
Source: RefSeq, a predicted model, not a curated record
CAACCCGAACCGCCACAACAGCUGGGGGAGGAUUUCCGACCCAGUCACAGCGAAGAUGGUGGCAACUACGGCAGUGGAGGUAUUGCGUUCGCCCGGAUAAAACGGAAAACCAACCGCAAAACUCCCGCCGCGUGUCUGUUUUAUUUAGCCCCCAACUCAGCGGAGAGCUAUAUCUGGGGGGAAAAGGGAGGCAACCAGCGGCAGACGGAAGAGGACGCACCACAGCCGGAGCGCACAGUGUUGUGUUUGUUGGACACAUGCAUGCCAGCGAAAACUAGUGCUACACAGACCUAAGGAAUUGGUUGAGAUAAGGAGAUAGUGCCGUUUGUGGGCGGUUUUUGAUAAUCCCACCGCGGAGUUAUCCAAGGGUUUCCCUUUAUUGCUCUGGGGGGUGUCUACUUCUUUGCUCUGGGGAAUGCAAGGGGAGGAAAUCCAGCCUCAGCUCCAAAUAACCAGAGACUCUUAAACUGGGUCUCCUCUCCAAACGCAGGAAAUACGGCCUGGGAAAAAAAGUUUGGGAUCUUUUGGAAACGAGAGGUCGCUGACGAUUUGCACGCGUUUUACGACGUGUUUUUUUUUUUUAAAACUCUUACGUUUUUUUGUAUUAAGCGCCCGUGCUUUCCAUAGAAUAAGUUGAAGAAAAGUAGUGAAAUGUUACACGCCGUUGGUGUUGUUAUUGCAAGAGUUUUGAUCAUCACUAUUUAUAGACCAGCCUGUUCCGACAGAGGCUGUUCCCCAUAGCUGUACAUUUUGCCAACUGCGCGCAACAAGUUGCAGACACUCCCAGCAGAGGCAAAGCCACACGAAUUUGGGCCAGCGGACGGUAUUUUCUGCGCUUCUCUUUUCGGAUUACGCGUCUUUGAAUAGCGCACACCCCUCCCCGACCCCCUCUUUGGAAGGCAGAGGGGGAAUAAACGGUGGCGAUCCGGAGAGGGAGUUCAGGAAAGGACGGGGCUGGAUCCGUGGGAAUAGGCCUGCCUGUCAGGCCUCUUAUGAUCUGGAUCUCGGACUGGACAGGGCUCCAAAAUAACUCAGUCUGCAAUAUUUUCAAGGACCCGCUGGAAUACACAUGUAUGGAGAUAAGUAAUGCAAAUCCUUAGCACACUGAGCCAUGCAUGAGAAGGGAGACAGAGGAAGGUAAAACAGCCUUAAUUACAGAUCACUCACUUUUUUUAAUUAAAGGAAUUAACAAUUUUUAUCUCAUUUUAGGCCGGCAUUCAUUUUUAUGUGAAACGUUCACAGCAUAUAAAGUAAGCUACUUUAUGUAAAACGAGAGAAGUGUUUUAAGUGAGGAAUGACAAGCACACUUUUGAUUAUAGUUUUGAUGCUUUAUAGUGACGGAAUUCACAAUGUCCACACAUAUUUAUUUUAGCACUGCUUGCUGUUCAUAACGACAACAAUUCUUUGGGUGUGUUUUAAGAGGGGAAAAAGAAGUGCCAAUGGGCCAUUUGUCGCGCAUGUCGUGGAGAUAAGAGGGACAGUGUUACUUUUGUAGCCACUUGUUGUGCACAGAGCCAACUGUUGAUAGCUUGUAUCUAUAUCUUCACAUACAAUGAAGUCCUGGACCUGAACGCUGUUUUUUCACGCAAACAUUGAGUUUGAAUGAAGAAGAAUCUGGGCUUUUUUUCUGUCUGACUUUCUAAUGUCAGCGGUAUCGAAAGACAGGAGGUAAUUUCCAGUCAUGUAACGUCAGGGACUGACUUGAUGAAGGCAUAAAACCCCGUUGCAUCACUAACCAUUCCUUUCCGAGAAGGAUGUUCAAUUCAGGAGGCAGAAAGAGUGAUGACAGUGUUUUUACCGCAGCUGGAGAGAAAGCUGGGCUCCAACCCAGAGCCUCUUUGGAGAAGGAUACAUGUAAUGUGAGUACUGACGCAAACCCGGGGACGGAUAAUGAACUGCUCAAGAAACUGGAACGGCGCGUCUUGCGUGAGUGAGAGUGCAGGCUGCUGUGUGCGUAGCAAAGACGUCUGUGCCGUGCUCACCAUUCAUGCAGUGUGAUUAUUUCAACAAACACCUUUGCUCUCACUGUCUGCCACUAUCUCCCCGCCGCCUCCCCUCCGUGCCACACGUGCACACACGGCGCCCACGCACCGCGUCUAAUUGCCUGAGCACCAUCAGAAGAUAUUAAUAUUUAACAUCUCUCCAGCACCAGCCCCCCUUUCCUCGUCACAUCAGUCAAUAUGGCCACUCUGCAACAUCACCGGCAGCUUCUCAAGCACGGCACGGAAGUGAGCUGCGACUCCAGCGGGGAUGGCGCCGUGACAGUGCGGAUUACCAACAGUGCGCCACACGUGCAUCAACAUGAGCCACUGAGGCCGGCCAACAGUGGAGCAGGAGCAGCUGGAGGCUAUGGGGCUGUGAGUAAAAUGAACCCUAACCUCCACAAAUACAGUAUCUCCUCCAGCUGCAGCUCAGCAGACUCCAGACCAGCUGCGACCUCCACUUUGAGGGUGCAUAGGAAGGCACCACCGCUGUUUGAACGCUCUGCUGCCCAGUGCUGGGACCCCAAGUUUGACUCCCCCAUCCUGGAAGAGGCAUGCCAAGAGAGGUGCUUUCCGCAGACACAGCGGCGCUUCCGUUAUGUGCUCUUCUACCUGGCAGUGGCAGCUGUACUCUGGGGGGUGUACUUUGGGGUCAAUAGUGACCGCUGCAACCCCAUGACCUUCUUAGCUUCCACUGCCUGCUUUCUAGUCCUCCUAGUGCUCCUCUUUUUGUUCACCUUCACCCAGCCCUACACAUGGCUGUACAACCAAACCUCCUUACUCCUGAUCGCGGUCACCUUCGCCAUCACUUUAGCUCCACAGAUACAGACUGCUGGCUACACUGAGCUAGAGUGGGCUGGCGGUGGGAAUGCCUCACGUCUCUCACCAGAUAAAGUAGCACCACAUCCAACCCCUUGCAUCUCCCCCGUGGGCACCUUUUCCCUGUGCAUGGAGGUUCUGUUGUUGUUAUACAGUGUCCUCCAUGUCCGUCUGUAUGCCUCGGUGAUGCUGGGGCUCCUGUAUUCUAUAUUAUUUGAGGCAUUAGAAUGGCUGCCAUUGCUUCAAAGGAGUUAUGACACUACUGGAUGGGGGACAGGACCAGUGGGUUCAGGUUCUGGUUGGGAAGGCGACACCCUCCGCUGGCUGGGCCCGGCCAAAGCUCUGCUCCACCUGUGUGCCCAUGUCAUUGGCAUCCACCUGUUCAUUAUGUCUGAGGUGCGUUCCCGCAGCACCUUCCUCAAAGUGGGCCAGGCUAUAAUGCAUGGCAAAGACUUAGAGGUGGAGAAGGCCUUAAAGGAGCGUAUGAUCCACUCUGUCAUGCCAAGGCGAGUUGCAGAUGAGCUGAUGAAGCAAGGUGAUGAUGAGGGCGGUGGUGAGAACUCUGGCAAGCGUUAUUCCUCUGGGGCUUGCUCUGCCUCAGCUGUCUCAGUGGGUGGAGGAGGAAGUGUUGGAGCUCCACAAGCCCAAAGUGCCACAAACCCCAAGAAUCACCCUCACAACAAUCACAAACGCAAGAAGACCUCCAUCCCCCGUGCACAGAUAAUCUUCCGGCCUUUCAAUAUGAAACGCAUGGAGCCUGUCAGCAUCCUCUUUGCGGACAUUGUGGGUUUCACGAAAAUGUCUGCCAAUAAGUCAGCACCAGCCUUGGUCGGCCUUCUCAAUGAUCUGUUUGGACGUUUCGACCGGCUCUGUGAAUUAACCUGUUGUGAAAAGAUCAGUACCCUGGGAGAUUGCUACUACUGUGUAGCUGGCUGCCCUGAGCCCAGACCGGAUCACGCCUACUGCUGCGUGGAGAUGGGCUUGGGCAUGAUUCAGGCCAUCGAGCAGUUCUGCCAGGAGACAUGUGAGACUGUCAGUAUGCGUGUCGGCGUCCAUACGGGCACCGUGCUGUGUGGGAUCCUGGGAAUCAAGCGCUUCAAGUUUGAUGUAUGGUCAAAUGAUGUCAAUCUGGCUAACUUGAUGGAGCAGCUCGGUGUGGCGGGCAAGGUCCACCUGUCAGAAGCUACUGCUCAAUUCCUGGAUGACCAUUACCAGAGGGAGGAUGGGCAGGUGGUGGAGCGAGCCGGGCAGAGUGUGGUGGAGAAACUGAAGGGGUUGAAAACCUAUCUGAUCUCAGGAAGGAAGUUGGAGCAUGAUGUGCAGUGUGGCUGCUCUCAGGUGGGACUGCCAGGUGGAGAUUUUGUUGGGGUCAGCCUGUCCUCGUGUCCGCAGCCCCACACACCGGACCUUAUCCCUGGUGGAGCUCAGGCUGCUGAGCCCCUGCUGCCCCACCAACCACCAGACAGGAUUGGGCCUCCCUGUGUGUCCCGUAGUAUGGUCAUAUCUUCGGGGGCAGAACAGGGUGACGAUGUGGCUGUGCUGAAUGGCUGCCAGGAGGAGCACAAGACCAGCAGUGCCAAGUUCAUCCCAGGUCACAGUCCCAGAGCAGUCAACGGUCUCCUGAGUCCCCCGCUGGAGGACCCAGUGCGAGCUAGCCAGAGCUCCCUGUGCGACAUGCUCCAGGAGAAAGAAAAGAAGACUAGCACUAGCACAGGGACUGGCACCAGUCUAGGCAUGGCGGGCGGCACAGGGGCUGCGGGCACAGGAAUGGACCACUCCGCCCUGAUCCAACUACGUGCCAAGAACUUCAGACAAAAGAGCGACGCCCACUUUGUGGAUGUUAUCAGGGAGGACAGUUUGAUGAAGGAUUACUUUUUCAAGCCCCCCAUCAACAAGAUCAGCCUCAAUUUCCUAGAGAGACCUCUGGAAAUGGCCUACCGUAGCAGCUACAAGGAGGAGGUGAAGAACCAAGUUCAGGUGCAGACAUUUGCGAGCUCCACCUUCAGCUCCUUCCUGGAUGUUCUCCUCAGCUGUUUCGUCUUCCUGGCCCUGACACUGGCCUGCUUUCUUCCACCUCUGGUGAGCCCGGCUACUGUGGGCCCUCCAGCUGCUGCUGCCCUGGCCCUGGCUCUCCUGGCUGGCCUUUUGGAGCUGGCCUCCCUGGUGCUGUCCAUACGUAUGGCCUUCUAUCUGGAGGAGGUGAUGAAAUGUACCCGCUCCCUGCUCAUGGUGGUGUCUGGAUGGGUCCCCCGUCACGUGAUUGGGGCUGUGUUAGUCUCCCUCCCUGCCAUCUCUGUCUUGUCCCACCUCACCCGCAGCGUCCACUUGCCCCUGCAGGUGACCAUGUUCUUGUGCUGUGCCACCAUCCUGGCCAUCAUCCAGUAUUGUAACUUCUGUCAGCUAAGUUUUUGGAUGCGCUCAGUCCUGGCUACUGCUACAGGGGUCACCCUGUUGCUGUUGCUGUACAGCCCCUUGCACAGGUACAGCUCCGGUAAUAACCGCUUUCCAGUUCAUGGACUGAACAUCUCCACAUCCAGUGACGGUGGUUCGGCAUUAGUCACUCCUGGCCCUGACCCUCCCCCGCGACCUCUUGACCUUCUGGUCCCAGAGGCUGUCCUAGCCUUCUUUCUGCUCCUUCUCCUGGUCUGGUUCCUCAACCGUGAGUUUGAGGUCAGCUACCGUCUCCAUUACCAUGGCAACUUAGAGGCUGACAAACACCGCUCCAAGAUCCAGACGAUGCGAGACCAGGCUGAGUGGCUACUGGGCAACAUCAUCCCGAUCCAUGUCGCUGACCAGCUCAAGGUGACCCAGAGCUAUUCCAAGAACCAUGACAGUGUGGGCGUGAUCUUUGCCAGUAUUGUAAAUUUCAGUGAGUUCUAUGAAGAGAGCUACGAGGGUGGAAAAGAGUGCUACCGCGUCCUCAACGAGCUAAUUGGGGACUUUGACGAGCUCCUCCGCAAACCUGAAUUCAAAAGUGUUGAAAAAAUCAAGACAAUCGGUGCCACCUACAUGGCGGCGUCCGGACUGAAUGUCCAGCAGCUGGCUGAGAAUGAUGAUGACUCUCCACACGCUCACCUGAGGGCACUUUUCAACUUUGCCCUGGAGAUGAUGGGCGUCCUGGAUGACUUCAACAAGAACAUGCUGGGUUUUGGCUUCAAGCUCCGUAUUGGAUUUAACCACGGCCCAUUGACGGCAGGGGUGAUAGGCACCACUAAGCUGCUCUAUGACAUCUGGGGAGACACGGUCAACAUUGCCAGCCGCAUGGACUCAACCGGCGUGGAGUGUCGUGUGCAGGUGAGCGAGGAGAGCCAUGCUGUGCUCAGUGCAAUGGGCUUAGAGUUUGACUAUAGAGGCACUGUGAAUGUUAAGGGCAAAGGUCAAAUGAGGACCUUUCUGUACCCCAAAAGUGGGGAAAGUAUAUGUCAAGAUCGAACGGAGCUGGAUACCAGCGUCGGACCCUUGUCCAUGGCAUCAACAGCCAAUAAGACUUCAGGAUCUGUUGCCCAGGCAGCAGCUCUUCCUCCCUCUUCUUCCACUCCGCCUCCUCCUUCCUCUCUUUCCACACUCCCUCCUCAACCACAAAGCGCUGUGCGGCCUUCAAUAGCUUUCCAAACUAAGCCAACAGAGGUGAGGGAGGAAGGAUAUAGGGACGCUUCACACCUCCCUGGGCAGUCACCUGCCACAGACCUUCAUCUCCCACCACACUCUGAACUAGGCUCAGAGCCUAGUGCUGCACAAGUGCCCUCCCAGGUGCAGCCUGCUCCUCUCGCACUUCAAGAAGAGGAGGAUGAAGAGGAGGCCAACGAGCUAACGCAACUCAACGAGGAGUUUUAUGCUCGUCUCUGAUCCCUCCUCUCCUGUUCCCCUGUCUUCUGCCCCCCAGCUUCUGCCUCUCCAGGACUGACUGCAGAUGUGGGCAUGGAUGAAGAAGAGGGAGUUUGUCACUGCAACAUAAACAGUGGCUACAGUGGCUAUAAAAAUGUUGCCUGAGUGCUGGGGUGGGUUAGACCUGUGUUGAGCACAGCAGUGUAUAGGUGAGAAUGCUGAAAGGGGUUCGGAGGGAAGGACGUUUUGCUGGUGGUGUUGUUGAUGUUUUUUCUUGUUUGUUUUAGUUGUUAAGUGCCUUCAAGACUAGAACAAUGAACGAACAAAUCUCAAUACUGAACAAAGUUUUUACGAUCUUAGAUUGCAGAACAUGCUGUGGUUUCUUGCUCCAUGCUUUUAUUUUCAAUGCAAGUAUUUCUUUAAAAACAACUUAUUGUUGUGCCAUAUCAUUUCUUUUAACUUGAUCCAAGUCUUGACCUUACUUAGGGAAAACAAUUUUAGAUUCUAUAAAUAAAGUGCCAGUGCAGCAUAAUGAGCAGGGAACUGUGGGAAGAAUGAGGGAAUCACAUGAAGCAUUGUUAAUUUAUGUGUUCUGAUUUGACACGAGGGCUUAAUACAGUAUUCAUUUGUUCCAGAGUCUCGGUAAAAAGGGGACAUGCUAAAAAGCAGGCUGCAUAGAUUUUAGUUUGUGUAGCAGCUAAAUGCACAUUUUAAGCACAGGUCUUGCACAGUGUUUUCUCGACCACUUGUAUUUGGUAGUUAGUACCGUGGAAUAGCUUUUAAGAAAGUUUAAACAGAGUUAUUUUCUUUCACAACAAAUACAAUCAAAAGGGAAUGUAGAUUUAGAAGAAAAUAUGGUUUUGAAAAGUGAAAUUAUCACAAACGCAGGAAGGCACUUUAAAUAAAUAAGCUUAAAGUGAUACUCCACCCAAGUAUUUUGAGCAUUAAACACUCACCCCCUGUAGACCAAUCCUGCAGCAUAAUCCGUCUUUGCUGUCUAUCCGUAAACCCGUAGGCUAAAAUGAAAACUACAAACCUGCCUUUACCUAGCCAUACUCUGUAUUUUUGUUGUUAGCAAAUCCCAUGAAAAGACCAAAACAGUGUGUUAGUCCUUCUCUGAAUACUUUGGGACUUCCUUACCCUGUCUAUGGCUCUCAGCCAAAAUCCCAACAGCUGGGUAAUGUAGUCUUUUUAAAAAAUGUGUUUUGGGGCAUUUUGCGCCUGUUUCUUUAUAGCAGACAGUAGGGUAACAAGGGGAGAGAGAGAGAGAGAUGGGGAAUGACAUACAACAAUGUUGCCAGGCCAUACAUGAAAUGAGGGAUGUUGCGGUUCAUGGCUGCAGCCUAAAGCUGGGGUGGGUCAUUUAUUUCAGAAGCAUAUUUUGUUAUAUUUGUUGAAAUUCUCUUUACACCCUGACAGCGGUCAAUAAAUAAAAUGCUUUGACACAAAAAUCUCCAAUAUGAGGCUGUCGCAGGAGUGUAAUAAGCAUGAAAUAAUUUGGCUAGCCUACCUACCUACCUGUCUGCGUGCACUUUGCCCGUGCACUCACUGCACAUGAAAAUGUGUUUUGUGGGAGUGGCUUUGGAGGGAGGACUGAAGGGAGAGGGUGGGAGUUAUUUUGGUUGUAUUCUUUGAAAAUAUUGCUGUCUCUUGAUAGUUUCUAUGUUACCUACCCUAGCUUUAACGCCUACACAAGGCGUCCCUAGGAGUAAAUACUGCAUUUGUUAGGGAGUACUCUCAGUUCCUGAUUUGGUGUGCUAGUGAGCAUUUAUAGCAGCAGGACGGUGUACGUGGGAUUGACUCAAAAUAAAGCUACAGACCCCUUGUUGGUUGCAAUGAAGGAAGUGACACCCAGUGUAACGAUGGUCUCAUUGAUGUGUCUUUAUCCAUUUUUAGACAACAGUGAGAGGCACAGAGGAAUAAACUAUAUCAGGCUUUGACCUCAGACAACACUUGUUAGUAGGGUAGUUUCAUGGGAUUUGUUAAUUAAGACUAAAGCUUAUGGCGGGGUGAGAGUUUGAUACUACUAAAGAUUUUGAGUAUCACUUGAAGUGGGACUGUAAGGGACAAUCACUGUGUAGCUCAUGAUAGAUGAUAGGGUGGUCCACAUUGCUGUUGGUUAAAGUGUCAUAGCACAGAUGAACUACAGUUUCUACAGUACUGUGUGUAAAACCUCACACUCAAAUUAUGUGACGUUCCAUUCGCUGCCUUCAUUGCCAGAAGAAAAAACAAAUAUUGGUCAGUCCAUCACUAUAGAUGUAUUCAAUAGUUAAAUAUUGUCUGCCUUUAGCUGUGUGACUUGCUGUUGAUAGGGGUGGGACUUUUAAAUUCAUCCUUCCUCAGCCUUUAUAGGGAGGGGGCCCUCUACUGUAUCAAUAUACUUAAAUUGUGCCACUUUAAUUGAGUGAUCUAUAGGUGCAGUGCAACCUAAACUAGCUGAUUGUUGUGUGGUGCCUAAAAGUAUGACUGUAUUUUUGAGUAUGUUGGUUUUCAGAAAGUUUUUUUUAUCAUGCUGUUUUCAUAAUGAUGAUAGAUUAUGAUUGUAUGUUUGAGGAGAUUAUGCUCAUUGUGCGGGUUUUGCUGCAACUUUGUUUUUGGACAAAUUCCAUCUAUUUUUUGUUUUGUUUUUGCUCUUUUCCAGUUCUUUCAUUCUGUGAUUAGUCGCCUGGAAUAGUGUGGUGGUGUUACAAUUGAUUAGCUCUUUGCUCUUUACUCCUGAAAGCACUUGUCCCCCCCCCCCUUACACUUUUCGUGCGUGUAUGUGUUUGAGAAAGAUGUUUCAUUUUUAUUCCAAGUAAAUAACACAGAAAAGAUCAAAAUAUGAUGCAAAAGGUAAAAUGAAUCAACUACAUGGUUCACUUUUUAACUGUUUGCUGUUGCUGCCUUAUAUGUAGAAUUAUACGCACAAAGCUGCAUUCUUUAAAACAGAGAAAAGAAAGCCGUGAAGUUUAAACUCUGUAUAAUGAUCCUGCAGAAACAUAUCACCACCACAUUUUAUAGAGACAGGUCAACAUUUUGGCUGCAGAAUCUUGCCAUGAGAAGCGAUGGCCACACACACACAGAUAGAGACGGUUCCUCCUUUUGAUCCCUGUUUAUUUAGCCGCCUCUACCUGUGGCAUGAAAAGCAUCAUUGUUUACCUCCAAACAUAACACAACCAGUGCCUUUUAAAUUAGUAAUAUGUUUAAUCAGUGUGUGUGAGCUGUGGUUAUUUGUAUCAUAUAAUCAUUAUAACCCUAGCACCGUAAAUCCCCAUAAAAAUCCGCUGUCACUUUAGAGUGAGACACAAAAAUAGCUACGUGAGCUUUUUCAUUGCAAUUUAAAAUAUACAGCACCUCUCGUUGCAUAUUCUCAGCGCGCUCAAGUUUGCCAAAGUUAUGAAAACAGAUGACAUCCAGAAUCACACUCCUGUUAACCUCCUGCCUCACGUUGUUAGAUAAUUCUUCGUGAUUUUCAGGCCGUGUCGCUGUAGCCCUAGCGUGCACAGAGGUGUGGGACUCCGCAGGUUCAUGGGCACACCGUCUCUCCAGUAGCGCACAUCUGUACACAGGUAUAAAUAAAAUAUUAAAGUGAACACUGCUGCCUCUGUGAUCUGUGAUGCAACGGGGGUUUAAGGGUGUGUGAUCUUGCAUGGGAAAGUAUGAGCACUACAUUUUCAGUUUGAUUCUGCACCAUACUAUUGUCCUUUCAACUGACUUCAAUAUCAUUCUUUUCUGCAGCGAACAUUAAGCCUGCAUUGCCAACACGCACUAUCCUUCCAAUCACUAGGCUUUGCUCUUUUAAGGUUACUUGGAUUUUGUCCUUCUCUGACAGCGUAUUGAUGGAUGAUGUGUGUAUGACAAGAUUUGUUUUAGUUUUGGCAAAGGGAAAUAAGUGUCCCCAGACGUCCAGCGAUCCUGUUAAAAAAAUGCAAGCAAGAAAGCAGCCAAGAGCAUUGAGAAGUUUAAGGCGUUCAGUCAUCGUUGAGAAGGUGUGUUUCUGCUUUGUGACAGAAAAAGGUCGUAGAACGUAUUUUUUAAGCACUUGUUCAAAUCAUCACAGCAAAAUUAGCAUUGCCUAAUCACUCAUUUAAAUGGUGACAGCUCCACAUCUUUCUAUUAUACACUUUCUAGUAAAUUCAACCCGUAUGUGUUUUUAAAUACACUGGGACAAAAAUAAGACGGAGUUGUUUGAUUUAAAAUCUUUGUGUAUUCGAUUUAUGUUCAUGAAUGAGAUGUAUUAUGUAUGUUUUGUGCACAUUACCCAUGUAUCAUUUAUCAACACAUGAUCGUAAUCUGUACACAUUUGCACAAAGCACUCAGUGUUUGUACAUAUGCAGUUAUUUUAUGUCACAUAUGAUUUUUUUUAUACAUGUGCAUGUGUCAGAUUUUGCCAGAAAACAAUGAAAAAGAGACGUAUUAUCAAA